CUUCUACAUGAGCAUGAUCCUGCUGCCUUCUGAAAUACAUUUUUUUUCUUUCAAAUUAUAAGAACUGGAAUAAUAAACAUCCAAAUAAACAAUCCCUGCUGGAGUGAUGAAUGCAGCAGGGGUGACAAACAACCCGCGAUGACUUGAGGCUUCCUCACCGUAGAGACAUGACAAUGACAAACAGCAGGACAUCAAUCAGUGUCUGAGUAGCCUCCUCUGCCUGCUGCCAGCAUGUUUAAAAACAGCUUGAAGAUGCUGCUGACGGGGGGCAAAAACAACAGGAAGAGCCGAAACAGCAGUGAUGGCGGGAACGAGGAGACCAUAGACCUGCAGAGCGCCAGCUUGGAUCCCCUUCACAACUUCACUGGCCAAGGUGGCAGUAUAGACAGUGACUGUGCCUUUGAGGGGGACUAUGCUGUGCCUCCGCUUUCCAUGGCUGAGGGGCUGCAGCACAUCCGUAUGAUGGAGGGAGUGUCCCGAUCUCUGCCCUCAUCGCCUCUGCUCACCCACCAGACCUCCAGCUCAAUACCACCGUCCGUCAGGAAGGUCUUCGGCACAGCCACAGGGGGGUUAGGUCCAGAUCUCGGCCCCCCUCCCUCAGUGGAUGAGGCAGCAAACACGUUGAUGACUCGUCUUGGCUUCCUACUCGGAGAAAAAGUGAGCGAGGGGUCUCAAGGGCCGCAGUACAGCAUGGAUGAGCCUGAUGACGCACAGGGUUUAGGAGUGAGUGGGAGGAUGAGUCCGUGUUCCACCCUGACCAGCAGCACCGCCUCGCCUCCUGCCUGCAGUCCAUGCUCCACUCUUCCUUCUGCUGCUCCAGGACAGGCCGUCACCAGCCCCACAUCCACCCUGGAGAGCAGAGACAGCGGCAUUAUCGCCACCCUCACCAGUUACUCGGAGCCAAUGGACAGGAGCGGGAAACACGGCGACGGCUCUCGAGGCAGCAGCCUGAAGCUCUGGCACUCUCACAGAUCCACUCUGGACUCCAGCUUGUAUCGCGUGGACGAAAACAUGGCCGCCUCCACCUACAGCCUCAACAAGAUCCCUGAGCCCAGCUCCGCCCACUAUUCCUCUCACCCCACCCCCCUCUACCUCAUGCCCCGUCCUAACUCAGUGGCAGCCACCAGUUCGGCACAUCUGGAGGACCUGGCGUAUCUGGAUGAGCAGAGACACGCCCCCCUGCGCACCUCCCUGCGGAUGUCCCGACAGAACACGGGCGCGGGUCGCUCCGGGCAGGACCUGCGAGGUGAGCGACGGCUCGUCCCGCACGUUCAACUGCUUAGCUUCUAUUCACAUCUGCCUGAUGUUGUCCGUGAAUGUCAGCUCACAGAUAUAUUUGGUCAGAAGGCGUGCACAGAUCAGCAGCUUCAUUCUCUCAUUGACUCUUUGCAGUUGUCCACUUAG
Messenger RNA from Sinocyclocheilus anshuiensis, 1404 nucleotides. RefSeq names its product protein TANC2-like. The record is from RefSeq and is a predicted model, not a curated record. Lineage: Eukaryota; Metazoa; Chordata; Actinopteri; Cypriniformes; Cyprinidae. The coding region runs from base 232 to 1404 and encodes 390 amino acids. The transcript is spliced from 10 exons.